GUAACUGGAAGGAGGUAUCUGACUUCCUGGUUGGCAUUGCGUUGUGUUGUCCUGCUUCCCGCAAAGCUUUGUGGAUCUAACAUAAACGGAAGCACAGAAGUAGUUUGGUAACGGCCUGUUUUAGGGCUCGGUCCCUGCCCGUCGUAGCUAGCACACGGAGAGGCGAAUAAUCGAGUCGUCGAACCCGAGGCGGAGGUGAAAGCUGGAGCAGAGCCGCGCAGCUGUGGGGAGCAGCUGCCCGCAGAUGAGUGAGGUUAGCCGGGACUGAGCUCACAGACUCAGCGGUGGAGGAGACUCUCUCUUAGUCUGGGAUCUUUUUAUUUCCAGCUACUGGAACUUACUCAAGGACCUCAGGGAACUCUUUGAGACUACAGGAGGGUGCGAGGUAAGCGUUUGUAAGCCAAAGAAGGAGUGAAUUUUGACUUUAUUUUCCCUGUUAAUCAGAUUUUAAAUGGCGUAAAUCCAGAUAUCCUGCUUGAGAGGACACACUCAGUUCCUGGUUGGGUUUAUGUAUUGACUUCUAAUUGUCACGUCCCUGUAUUUGUUAAACACCUGAGUGUAAUGUAAUUCCCAAUUAUUCCCGUCUGCAGGGAGGUCAGAGGUCAAUUCAACAAGAAACCGAGCCACCCAGAGAUAUACUUGCUGUAUACAUGGGUGGAUGUUUGGGUGGGCCACCUAAAUACAUGUGUGGGUAAACACUGGACAUCCAUUACUCCAGAUUAAAACAACUUAAAGUAUACCUUUGCAGAGUUUGCCACACCAGUAAAUACUGCCAAUAUAAUGAACAUAAUUUGCACAACAACCAUAUAAAUCAAUGUAACUCAGUGUAUCAUGUAAGUUUCACCGGUUCACGACUUUAAACCUCUUUUUUAUUCAUGUCUUCAGUAUUUCCAACUACUAACUUGACGAUUUGGUAUCAGGUUUGUGAAUCCCCCCCAACACUGAAACCUGUUUUCCCAGAUCUAGGCCCCACCCUGCAUCUGGAUGAAACUUAGGUGACACAUUUGCACCAAAUAACCCUGAGAACGGUUGCAGGUUUAGGUAGGAUUUGGCAGGACUUAUAAUGGUAUUAUGUAAAAUCACUUCAAAUUGAGAAUUAUACUCAUGGAUCACAGGAGCUUCUUGUCCAUGAGGGCCACCGUCACUUCACUGGCAAGAGGAGUGAGUAGGGGAGCAUGCCGGUCCAGUAAUCACAAUGGAAAGAUAACGCAAAACUAUCGAAUUUCUACAUAUUGCAUCUUAAAACAAAGCACAAAUUUAUUUAGACCUCUUGAUCCAACUGCACAAAGUCUAUAUUUGAAGACUGGGCUGAAAGCCGUGUUUCAAGAUAUUUAUUUAUUUAUCAACAAGUUUGAAUAACGUAGACUCUCCUCAGAGAUGCACCAAUUCAUUUUUUUUCCAAUCCAAUCCGAUACUGGUACGUGGGCUAAGCAUAUCGGCCGAUAUCUGAUGCCGAUCCAAUACUACUGCUGAAUGAAUGAACUGUAUACCUAGCACUGUGAGUGAAGGCAUCAGGCUUGACAUUAGCCUUGUUAAAAAAAGGUAACAAAUUAAGACAGGUAUAACUUUACUUAAUUUUAUUUAUCAAUAAAUAACAAAUUGCACAUUAACACACAGUAUAAAGACAGAAGACUUCCAUGUAUUAAAAGAAAAAUUGAUUCACAGAAAAAAAAAAGGGAUCGGAACACUAGAUCGACAUCAUUCAUCCGAUAUCCAAUCCAGUUAAUUUGUCGAUAUCGGACCCAAACUCGAUCGGUGCGUCCCUAAUUUGGAGAGCAGGCUAAAAUUUGGGUUUAAAGUUGUUAUUUAUUUAUCGACAAGUAUGAAUAACAUAGACUCUCUUCAGAGACCUGAGAUCAGCAGUAACGUCGUCACUUUUCUUUCAUAUCAGCAGCAGAACUACGAACACGUCUCUGCUGCCUGGAAGUUUCUUUCUGUGAUCCAAUGAAAGCCCAAAGAUGAUGUAUGGAAACAGUAAAGCACCAGCGCUCAAAGCCAAGACAGAUGGCUCUGUAAUCCCAGACUUGUAGUGAAAGUGAUACCCAUAGACUGAUCAGACCUCCAACCUGACCUCCUGCUGCACCCGACUCCUGCUGAGUGAUGACACAUGUGGUCAAAGGGUUAAGAGCAGAAACACACAGCUUAGGCUUCUGUUACUGUGUUUUUAAGAAGUAAUCCAGACCAGUAAAUAACUUUGAUCAGACGAUCCCUCAGUCUCUGGAUAGUUUUCAGUAGAGCUGGCAGGUCCUCAGUCAUGUCGACGGAUAAAUCCAGGUUGUUCAGGAAUAAAUAACUCAAGGGAUACCACCAAUGGAGGGGUUUCCUGUCCAAAAUAAUGUCUUUGUUUGUUUUACUGCCACUGGAACUGGGCUAACUCCAGUGAUUUACCAUUUUUUAUUCCCAUGUGCUCGUUGCGUAAGCCUUUUCAGGGUUUGUUUGAGUUAUAUCAUCCCUGUAAGGCCCAGUUCAGUUUUUCCUCACGUUGAACAGAAUGGGAUUUAAUGCUGGAGAUUGUUUUGUAUUUUUUGCAGCAUUCCAGCAAAAACAAGGUCUGUGUGCUUCCAAGUCCACAGAGGUCACAGGAGUUAUUUUUAAAAAAACACUUUAAACAUGAGUCAUGAGUCUUGUGGCUGCGUUCGACUGUACUUUCAGAAAUGCUCUGAAUAUUACUGUGAGGAUAUUUACUAGGAGAAAAUUUUCUGUGUUAUUAUUUAUUAGUAAAACACCGAAACUCCCCAUGAAACUAAAUCUCCUCACUGGAGCUUUAAAUCGAGUCUUCUCUCCAACCAGCUCCCUCGAAGGUGAAACAUAUUGCACCAUUUUAUCAAGACUGAUUGUUUUGUUUAAGGAGACAUACUUUAUGUGGCUGUGCUGGCAGGUAUCCCAGCAUGCUUUUGGGCUGUAGCAAAUCAGCUGCUCGCAACACACAAAGAAAGGAAGCAGAUUUACAGCCCCGCCAGUUCACUCUCAGUGCGUCCAUGCGAAAGUACAUGCUGCUUGUACGAACCCAAAGAAACCCAUUGUUUAUAAUUUCACAAUUAAUUAGACUAUAAUCCCCGUGUUAUUAAAGGUCUUAUACAGCCAAACUGUUGGCUGAAUUAGACACCGCCCUAUUGCAGUGAUGGUUAUCUGGCAUUAAACUCAAAGUAUAAUAAAAGGGAUGUAAAUGUUGUUGGGUUUGCGGGUUAUUUGGUCAUUAAGACCCUUUUUCCAGUCUCAAUAAAAUCCAUUAAAUCCUUGUUUAAAUAUUUAAACAAGGGAUCUACAAAGUGAAGUUUCAGAACAUAGUGAUAUCAUACCCCAAUUCCUCUUGUUUGUGAUUAAUCUGACAGGCUGUAAGGAAGUAUAAGGAACGAGUAGUUGAUGGUAAAUAAUCUGCACAUGUCUCUUGUCUCUCAGGACUCUAACAGGUGGGUCUUUUAAUGUGCUGUGAGUCAGAGGUCAGGCAGGGUGUGUUGCGGUGUGAAGAAAGAGGUCUGAUAAUCGCUCUGAACUCCGGCUGUAAUUGACAAAGAAACGUGCCAGCUUAAUCUAAGAAUGACGUUGGUGAAUUUCCUCGAGAAAUCGUUUUCAAUCUGACUGAACUCCUGCUCUCGAGGGAAGCAUGCUCCUCCGCCAGGGUCAUUGACCAAACCCUAAUUAAAAUGGACAUAAAAGUGGGAUUAGGCUAUCGCUCAGCUAAGCCUAAUGGACGGAUUGAAUCCUCAGGUAUGCCUCAAGCAGUCUGAUUUUACUCACUUUAAGCUCAGGUUUUAGGGAGAAGAAGGACUCGGAGGUCCAGCUUAUCAUCGCUGAGAAGCUAUUAAAGUAAAACCCUGACAGUUUUUAUCUCCUCUGAGGUCAAACUCAUCUGCUCAGCCUCGUAUUUAUCACUUUGUUUUGUGCUGCAUUUUUUGGUCUAAAUAGAGAGUGACAUUCAGCCUUUCUGUCUCUUUAUAACACUUAAUAUAACUCUUAGUAGAGAGUUCAAACAGUAUAGAGAAGCAGUUGAGUAACCUUCAAUAUCAAGGAAUAUUGUCUUUUGUAAACAAAACAGUGUCUCUUCUCUCUUCGCUGCUCUACAUCUCCCUCACCCUGCUGUCUUUAAACAGUCAUGUCACUCACUUUAGGUCUUAGCUGAUCAAUUUUUCAAAGACUGUUUUUCUGCAGCCUGCUGAAACCCACUUUAACCAACACCCGCCAAGCAUUGGUUACAAACAUGAGGGCCUGUUUCCACUAACAUUGUUUUCAUGCACCGACAGGGCCCCUGACCUCAAUUUCAAAGUGCUUCUUUCUUCCACACACUGGUGCAAAGUUACAAGAGUUUUCACUGCACUUCUGCUUCCUCUAAUAGUAACUAAUCGGUCUGAUGUAUAAUGCUCUGUGCACUUGAUAUCUGCAAAGAAAACAUGAAACACCUAACCUCAUACAAACAGAAGAAGAGUGAAUGUACCUGAGGUGAAGUUGCUAAAACUUCUGCAGAGUUAAAUAUUCACAUUUUAGAAAUGUGACCUUUUGUGUGUGGGUUCAAGUCUACUGUGUUAUCUGUGAUAUUCUUGGUCGGUGAAUAUGGAAGUCCAAAAUUUCUUGUUUAUUAAAAAAAGCUUCUGAUUUUUAAAGAUGUUCCCUCUUUGUCUAGUUUUCUAAUCAGAUCAAACGAAGCAAAUAAUCAGUUUAAGAUUGUGUAACCGUUCGCUUCCUCCCUAAACAGACACCCUCCCUUGUUGACACGCUCUCUCCUCACAAUCCCUGAUCCUGAUUCUCCACUUCUUUUUCUCUUUAUUUUCCAUCUCACUGCUUUCUCUCUGCUCCCCCUCUUCCUCUCCAUCUGUCUCUCCUCUCACCUCACAGUAUGCAGCUAGAUCCACGGGCGCUGUAGGAUGAAGAGCCCGGCGCACCGCACCAGGGACAUCGAGCGGCAAGCCGGCUACCUGAGGCCCGAGCACUGCGCCCCUCCCCCGCCCCGCACUGGCUCUGAAACCAUGUGGUUCAUCCGCGACGGCUGCGGCAUCGUGUGCGGCGUCAUCACCUGGAUGCUGGUCUUCUACGCCGAGUUCGUGGUGGUGUUCGUCAUGCUGCUGCCCGCCAAGAACGUGGCCUACAGCCUCUUUAACGGGGUGCUCUUCAACGGCCUGGCUUUCCUCGCCCUCGCCUCUCAUGCCAAGGCGAUGUGCACAGACCCGGUGAGUCACAAGCUUUAGUUAUUUUGUGUACAAGAAAAUUUAUCUCUUCAAUUCACUCAGUCUGUCUCUAAACUCUUAAUUUUCAAAUACCAACCAACGUAAACUUCUUAAUAACAGUAGCAAAGUUUACAGUACCUGCAGUUGUGUCUUACCCUAGACUGUGAAUAACAAAACCUCCUGUACUGACCUCAAUAAAUAAGCAUAAGGCUAAAGAGUGAAGAUUGAGCCAGGUAAGAGAGUCAUGAUCGGAAUAAGUGUUUACAUGGACGUGUUUCAGAUUAACGACCGGCAUAAACCACCCCUCUUGAUUGGAAUACAAUUUCCCUCUGAUCGAGCCGAUUGGAUCAGAAUCUUCUGAUCAAUAUGUUUACAUGACGCAUUUUUAUUCCGAUUAUUUGUGCCCAUGUAAACGCAGCUACUAUCACAGAUAGCAUUGAAACUAGUUUUGACUCAAUGGCAUGAUCCAAAGAGAUGGUGGGGUUAUACCUGAAGAGGGGUUGUUGGAUGUCACUGGUACAUGGAUGUAGGUCUGGCUGGCAAAAUUUUUUUGGUAGGAUAGUAGGGGAAAGUCCUGCCCUCCUUUGCCUCUUAUUGGCUAGAAAUGCUGGGCUCUGAUUGGUUAUUCCUUAUGGCUGUGAAGCGCAUCGUCUGCCAGGUUUAGGGUUAGGGUUAGGGUUAGGGUUUUCAGAAGUGCGAUAAUGUUCUGGAAUGUUCUGAUCGAUGUGCAGAGCCAACAGCCUGCAUUUGGCUUAAGAGUGUGCUGACGUUUCCAGUUUUUCUAGCCAAUCAGAGGUGAAGGAGGCGGGACUUUCCCUUACCAUCCCACAAAAAAAUUAUCGCGUCUGGCUGCCAGAAGCACACAAGUUAGGCUACAGUGUUCUGCAGACUGAGUCAAGUCUGCCGCAUAAUUCAGCUAAUUUGGGAAAUAUGGUAAAAACUGCAGUAACAGAAACUUUUAAAGGUUGUUGUAGAAGUAGUUUACUUCUAACAGACAACAUUUAUUAACUAUAUUUGACGAUCUUCUUCUCUCUCUAUGCCUCUUACUCAGGGUGCUGUACCGAAAGGGAACGCUACCAAAGAAUUCAUCGAAAGCCUGCAGCUCAAACCCGGACAGGUGGUGUACAAGUGUCCAAAGUGCUGCAGCAUCAAGCCCGACAGAGCUCACCACUGCAGGUACAGCCCAGCGCUCACUGUGCAUGUGUAGAUUGUAGGAAAGAUUACAGCUCCCCCGAUGCAAACUCUGCAGCUUUGAAGAGAUGCGUCUGGGCGGGUUGGGCGUUCUGCUGAAGUCUGCACCUUACAGAAGAAACGCAUCUCUCUCACUAGAGGGGGGGGACUCCUCUCUCUACAUCUGUGUUUCAUCCUGCCUGCUCUGGCUCUCCUGCCUCCCCUGUGUGUGUUUCUCCAGUUUUUACAGUAGCUGUGGAGUAUUUCCCUGCAGAUUUUGCAGCUUGGUAAUUGGGAGUUCCCUCUGCGGCUGCCCGGUGGUUUCCUGGGAUCUCAAGGCUUGAAAAGUGCAAAAACAGCGCAGAGUAAUUUAAUUGUAAAACAAAUGAGUCACUCUGUCCCAGAGGCAGAUAUUGACGUUGGUUGAAUGAAGUCUCUUUUUGCUGAAUAUAAUGCGUCAUCCAUGUGGGUGGUUAAGAUGAUACACUUGUCUCUGAUGAUACAAAGAGUCAUACGUUACACUCAGGACGGCUUAUUAAAUAUAGAUUCCCUUCAGAAAGAGUGCAAACAAAGCACACAGACAGUUUGUAUAGAUGAUGGAUCCUGAAUUGUCAGACUUGGCUUGAGUUGACAACCAGCUUCUGUCCUGAGAGAGUAAUAAACCCCCUGACACAAACACCUUUUGAGUCAGUCUGCAUCAAAACGUAUCUCUCUGAAAGUCUUUGUCUGUUUUCACUUCUUUUGCAACCUCAAAAUGUCAGAAUUUUCCCCGUGCUUAUUUUUUCUCUCUGCUCUGUUUUGUCUGUUUUGUGUCCACAGUGUGUGUAAACGCUGCAUCAAGAAGAUGGAUCACCACUGUCCCUGGGUGAACAACUGUGUCGGGGAGAAAAAUCAGAAAUACUUUGUGCUGUUCACAGUGAGUUUUAGUCCUCGGGAGCCCAAAUUUUUGGGACAGCAGGGGUGUGUCCAGGGGGUGGGCAGGGGUGGUUAUAGCCCCCCUUGAAAUGUGAUCGGCCUCCCCAAAAUUCUCAAUUAUGAAAUCAAUAAUUUAGGUAGUCCAUACUGUGGAUCCACAUGGUUACAGACUCAAAUUCCCUGCUAAUGUUUCUGCUGCUUUUUCCUUCAUGUUCCUGUUAAACCAGAAAAUCACUUUCUGAACUUCCUUGUGCCUCAAGUCUUUGUUGUGCAGGUCAUAUGCUCACAAUAUACGGUGUUUAAGUAGUCCUAACAAAACUGGCUUGGGUCAUUUACUUAUGAAUCAGACUGAAAGGUGAAGUAGGCAGGAAUCCAUUAAAGAAGCAUCUUUUUUGUGGUGUAUGUAUAAAAAAGCUUUUAAUAUCAGUCAAUAGCUAUUAGUUAUUGAUGACAUUUGGGAACAUAAUGAUAUUGCUGUGUUCUGUUAUGUCUGUGUAGUCAACAUUUUAAAAUCUUGAGCAGUCCGCUCCUUCUGUGUGUAAACAAAGCCUCCCCGACCUGAUUGGUUGUGAGGCAGACGCUGCUCCAUCAUGUCGUUCACGAGCCCAAACAAAGUUAGCAUGCUACAAUAUCGGUCAGUAGAAAACAACCAGAAAGGACGGAAAAUUUUCUUAAUCCUCCUUUGGCCACAACUGCCAACACAAGCAAAAAAGCAAAGUAAAUACCGGAGACUCUGGCGGAAUAACAGGCGCUUAAGACAUAUCAAAAUCAUCUGGACAAGAGCUGAAAAGCCAGGUCAACAUCAAUGAAGCCGAACGCUUCGCGGACGUUUUGGGAUCUUACGGACCCUGUAACGUUUCUGCUGAACAGGUAAACCGCUUUAACAAAAUAAGCCAAGUGUAACAGAAGUGUUUCUUGUCAAACGGGACCUGCUGUGUGUUGUAGCACCGCUAAACUGUUGACCUCGGGUCCUGGACUAUGUCACUUUAUCCUAGUUGUAGAAGUCCUGCAAACAUUGUGUUUGCUGGUCGUCUGUUGGCAUCUACAGUAGCACCAAUGCUUUUUACUUUCACAAUGACUGGGCCUCAUCUGUAAUUAUCUGAAGUAUUUAUCUGCAUUAUAUCUGCGAGCGAGCAGGAGCGUCUGUUUGUGGGUGGGGCUUACUAGAGCAGAGAGGGAGGGGAGAGGAGGAGCUGAGGGGAAAACUGGUCAGGAGGGGUAGAGUUUACUUUUAAGAUUUCGCCUAAAAAUGGUCACUUCCUCAGAUCCUGCCUACCCCACUUUUAAAGCUUUCAUGGGUGCAGCCAGGUGUCAUUUUCUAAGUAAUGAUACAAUUCAAUCAAACAAAAAAAUAUGUAUAAAUAACUUCUAAAACAUGUUAAUUCAAAAACUGCUCCUUGUUAUGCUCCUCUUUUUCCUGCAGAUGUAUAUUGCACUAAUAUCCUUCCACGCACUCAUCAUGGUGGCAUUCCACUUUGUCUUCUGCUUUGAGGAAGACUGGACAAGUAAGUCAUAAACUGCCGUAGCUUCAUCGUCACUAUAAUUCAGAUUAAGUUAUAGUUAAUGACGGAGAGUAAUUCUCAGAUCUGCAUUAUUAAAUAAAAAAAAACACACUCUGCUGUUUUACAGUUGUAUUGACGUUGUUUAUUUGUCUAUAUCCUGAUGGAGUUGAGUGUAUUGUUUAUAUGCUUCAUUCAUAAAUGCAAUAUAACAUUAUUGCACACAGGUAACCAACAUUUCCUCUUCUGAUUUUUCUUCUUCUCCAGAGUGCAGCAACUUCUCCCCACCAGCCACUGUCAUCCUCCUCAUCCUCCUCUGCUUUGAGGGUCUCCUCUUUCUGAUCUUCACUGCAGUCAUGUUCGGGACUCAGGUCCACUCCAUCUGUAGCGAUGAGACAGUAAGUCAAAGACAGCCAUGAUUUCCACCUUUUUCUAAAGUCUGAUUGUUGAGUCAGAUGUUUGACCCUCCUGAAGUGACUUUAAGCAACUUUCUAAAUCCCACCAGCUCUGUAGAAAACGCGUUGAACUGACUUUGACCUCCUCUGGUUGUUGGAGUGAACAAAGCAGGGCGUACUUUCAGAAACGCUCUUAAUUAGGAAACUGAUUGUUAUUGCUGCCAUGGCAACAGAUUCUUUCCAGCCUCCUUGUGGAGUGAAUUAACAGUGAGAUGAACAUUUAAACUUACAGUCCAGUUAAAACAGUUGCCUGUUUCUCGGUAAUAACCCUCUUCCUCUCUCUUCAGGGUAUUGAGCAGCUCAAAAAGGAGGAGAGACGCUGGGCCAAAAAGUCCAAAUGGAUGAAUAUGAAGGUGGUAUUCGGACAUCCCUUCUCAAUAGCCUGGCUCAGUCCCUUUUCAUCGCCCGACCACGGCAAAGCGGACAUGUACCAGUACAUUGUGUAAAUGCUGGAAACAGAGCCGAGCUCUGCUGCUGUGGACUCAAACCUGUGGUCUGCUGGACCUCAAUGAGCAUGAACUCCUCUUGACCAAUUCCAUGUCUCCUUUCCUUUAUGGAUGUCUCAUUUAUUGAUACUUCAGGGUGUUUUGCUGCAAGCUGUCACAUUGUAAACACAUGUUUAUCUUUUAGAAACUUCUCAUUUCUUCCGUUUUAUCGUUUCCUCUCGAGGCUGACUGAGAUUGAUGAGGUGUAGCUGUACAGAAAACCUGAACGAGCUGAAAAACUCAAACAAAGCAGGAACAGCUCAGCAAGGAGCACUUGAUAAACGUCACAAAAACAUUACUAAGAGACUGAUUUCUGCCUUGUUUGGAGUAAUAUCUUCAUGCUGAGUUUGUCUGAUCAUUUCCUGCUUCAAAAACUAGACAAUGUGAACUAAAAACUGAAGUCCAGAAUGUUUCCGCACAAAGCAGCACAGUCCAGGUGCCAAGACGAACUCUGGGGUUGUGUCUUCCUGUAAACUUAGUGACAGGAUAAACUGUCGAAUCUGUCCUUUGCUGUAUUGAAGUCUUUGCCUUAGAGAACAGUGCAUUAGUGAACAAUGACACCUGUUGUUUUAAGGACAGUUUUAUUAUUUUUGCCUUAAUGUGACUGUCAGGGCGACGCAGGGUCACAUUUGGUGAAACGCUUCUUUAAAUAAGUAGUUUGAUGACAGAUCACUGUGAGAGACAUUCAAAGGUUAUAAAAUCGAGGAGUUGUAAGAUUUCUAUGUAGGUGAAUUGACGACACCUGUGGUUACUGUGAAAACAGCAGCUGGAAUUAGAAAUGCUUCAGCAAACGCUCAGCUCCUUUAACAAGAACAGAAUCGCAGAGCAACGAGUUGAUUUAUUAAUGAAGCAGCGAAAACAAAUUGAACUCAAACUUUACGGUUUAUCUUCAGGUUUCUUGUCAGUAAAUGUAGCUUUCCUCAAAGUGAGUUGGUCUGAUAACACUAAACGGCUCUAAUUUGCCAGUGUGGUGCUCAUGGUGAAGAAAAUGUGCAAUUUAGAGAGGCUGAUACAGGAUCGUAACAUGAAGGAAAUCAAAAUCUGUUAAAAUUUAAAGCUCCUGUGAAGAAUUUUCAACUUGGAGCCCCCUGUGGACAAAGUGGUCUUUCCCUAUCUUGUCUGGCAAGUGCUUUAAAAGUGUCUUCAGAUAACAAAUCUCAUCCUGCUGACUUUCAAUAGUCAAAUGUGUGUUUUAUUUAAAAUAUCUUAUGUGGAAAUUGCAGAAACAGGUCAAUUUCAGGCAAUUUCAGAUUUCAGGCAUUGAAAAUUUACGAUGUAAAAACAUUGAUCAUGUCGCUGAUGGUCAAGUUUGCUUUCAUAGAUCAACAAAAGGCACCAAUAUGAAUUUCGGUCUGUUUCAUAGGUUUUACAAAACUCUUCACAGGAGCUUUAAUGACCACUGGUAGUAUCCGAAACCUCAGUCCAAUCCAAAGAGAUCUUGAGGACCUGAACUUCGACACUUUGCAGGUUAAAAUCUGCGUCUCGGUUGUACUAUACUAAACGUGACUCUUGAGUUUAAACAUUUAUGAGUUAGUUUGAAAAGCAUCCUCUUUUUGAUUAUCUGUGUGUAGUAAAUCAAACCAGCAUCUUUGCUAACUACAUGAAUAUUUCUGUCACAGUCACCAGCUCAGAUGAAGUCAGGGAAUAAAGCAAUAACCGUUGCUCUCUGAAUGCACUGAACCUUCGUGUUAUCCACUCGCUCUGAACGGAGGUAAUUUAACUGGAUAAUCCAGUUUCAGUCAUGAGCUUGAACCGGAGAAGAAGAAGAAGAAAAAAAAAAGCCGUGCAAGGGUGGAAGAAUAAAACGCUGAUUUAUGUAAGACCAGUGUAAAUUAACAACACCAGGACCCGUAAGAGCAUGGUUUAAAUGCAUGUUUAAAAAGUCACAUAACAAACGCACCUAAUGUGAAGAGGAGAGUUUGAUUUUUAUUUUUGUUAAUAUGAAUUUGAUACAGAUAGGAAGCGUCACUUCAAAGCAUUUAAUGCGGGGAUGCCUUUUGUGUUUGAAAGCCUUAUUUUAACAAUCAUGUUUUUAUAGACGGAGAAAGGACAUGAUGAUAACACAUGAUGCCAAACUGAAUGCUUAAUCACAGCGGGGAUUAUUGUUACUAACUUUGUGUUAAGCUUUUAAAAACCACUUUAGUUUUAUAACAACUCUAUCAUUAUAUUGACAUGCAUCUUGCUUUCCAGUUUACAAGUACAGCACACCAGCUUUCUUUUCUUAUUGAACUGUUGAACCUUCAUUCUUUGUGGUCAGGUACUGCUUACUGUGGACCACAUGACUUAUUCUUUUUUUUCUUCUUUUUGACUGUGGUAUUCGUUUAAAGGGGAAUUAAAUAAAACAGUAUGUUUGUGACACAAA
This is a messenger RNA of Xyrichtys novacula (pearly razorfish), 12045 nucleotides long. The record is from the annotation of a GenBank genome assembly. Lineage: Eukaryota; Metazoa; Chordata; Actinopteri; Labriformes; Labridae.